AUGAGUCUUGAAGUUCAUCCUUCUACCAUUGGGUGUCUAUUAAAAAAUAAGAAUAAUAUUGGGAAUAAUUUAUCCACAAAAAGGCAGAAGACAGUACAAUAUCCAGAUCUUGAAAAUUCUUUACUUGACCAAAUAACACAACAUGGUGAAGAUGUGUCUGUAGAUGAUAAUGUUGUCGCAGCUGCAAUUUCUAAAUUAAGAGAAUUAUUAAAUAAUUAUGAGUUAAAAGAUAUUUACAAUAUGAAUGAAAUUGGCCUUGAACCCAACACUACAUUAGCGAUAACUAGUUUUAAGGAUAGAAAAAAAAAUAAAGAACGAUUAACUGUAGCAUUUUGUGUUAACGCUAAUAGAACAAAUAAACUUAAGCCAUUUGUAAUUGGAAAAUAUCCAAACCCACGCUGUUUUAAAGGUAUCAAACAUAACAGACUUGGUGUAAUAUAUGGAAGUAGUGCUAAUGCAUGGAUGACAACCGUAUUAUUUCAACAAUGGCUUAAAGAAUUCGACUUAAAAGAUGGCUAG
This is a messenger RNA of Dentiscutata erythropus, 519 nucleotides long. Lineage: Eukaryota; Fungi; Glomeromycota; Glomeromycetes; Diversisporales; Gigasporaceae. The record is from the annotation of a GenBank genome assembly.